This is a messenger RNA of Penicillium bovifimosum, 1260 nucleotides long. RefSeq lists its product as uncharacterized. Lineage: Eukaryota; Fungi; Ascomycota; Eurotiomycetes; Eurotiales; Aspergillaceae. The transcript has a single exon. The record is from RefSeq and is a predicted model, not a curated record. The coding region runs from base 1 to 1260 and encodes 419 amino acids.
AUGGAGUGCGUCAAUGCACGUAUACCAUAUACAAAAUGGCGUCUUCAUGCAUUCCGCCAAUUGCUAGCGACUUCCCGUCCCCUGACAGCGCAAGCAGCCAGUCGGGGUAUCUCGACCGCGCGACAAAAUGAAUCAAACGAAUCAUCAUCAGAAACGGAGGAGGAUAACUCGGGUCCAAAACCUAUACCUCCAUCGCAGCGCCUUCCACAGUCCCCUCUGUUCAGACACCCACGUCACAGGGAGAAGACUCGCAAGAGACGCGCCACGACAGAGGAGGAAGCCAACCUGCGCAAGAACCCAUGGGCAGUAAUGUUGGCCUCGCCGCCACGUAUGUGUACUAUUACCGCCGCAAGACUUCCUUCCGAUCUUCUGGGGACGUGGGGACUCGUUCGACAACCAGAUGAAGAGAAGCUGUACAUGAUGCCUGUGGGUCUGCUGCGAGACUCGUCGCACGGCAAGAAGACCCAAAUACCCGACUCAUCACCGGAGGCAACUAUCGCAGACCCACUUGGAAGCGCAAAUACCCAGGUAGCUAGUCCGGAAGAGGAUUCCCCGCUCCAACCGGUGGUCCCAGAUUCCCAAGUCAACAGCGCCGGACGCGAGCUCUUGCUUCGCAUCACGGAGCUCCUGCCGCUUCUUCGAUGUAUCACACCUCCGCUCGUCAGAAAUCGCGGGACUGGUCGCUCGAAGAGAAACGCGAUGUCGCGCUUGAUACCGUUUCGCUGGAAACAACCUACAGGCCCCAUUACGGCGCAUGUAGAAAAGCAGAUCUCUUGGUCAGAGGAUAUGCCGGAUGUUGUACUAUAUGGUAUGAGGAGCCGAGUGAUUGAGAAGCUGGGUGCUGUUCUCGAGAAAUAUAAGCGUGUUGGAACUCCCAAUGGGGUUUGGAGGGCUUUGGAUCUGCCGGUCUACUCGGAUGUUGCGCUGGAGGAGGUUCUCGGAAGUCUGGAUUCGUUUGAGCGUAUGGAGGGCGGUGCAGUCCUCUUGCUUGGCUCGGAGCUGUCUGUGGCUGCUGGCGAUGUGUCGAACUCGAAGGUGGCUUUGGAAUCGGUGGCUCUCACGCAAACUGGAUCGAAGGUUCCUGUUUUUGAUCUGUCGGUGCUGUUUUCCGAGUCUGAUUUGGAGAAGCUCCGUGAGAGCCAUGGUCAACUCCAGCACAAAGCAUUGUUCUUCAGGCCUGAGGAUCAAAUCGGCAUCGAGGCUAUGGUAGCCCUCUGGAAGCUCAAACGACUUCUUGCUGCAGGCGAUAUUUCGACAUGA